Phodopus roborovskii (desert hamster) is the source of this 2181-nucleotide messenger RNA. RefSeq names its product sorting nexin 16 (gene Snx16). The record is from RefSeq and is a predicted model, not a curated record. Gene Ontology annotation, cellular component: early endosome; late endosome; extrinsic component of endosome membrane. Bases 87 to 1121 code for a protein of 344 amino acids. Gene Ontology annotation, biological process: endosome to lysosome transport; protein targeting to lysosome; early endosome to late endosome transport. Gene Ontology annotation, molecular function: phosphatidylinositol binding. The transcript has 7 exons. Lineage: Eukaryota; Metazoa; Chordata; Mammalia; Rodentia; Cricetidae.
GAAUUCCUAAGAAGAAAAUAAUGAACUGCAGAUUGGUUGUUCUUUAAGUGUUUGGAGUCAAAGGUUUGUUGCCAAGGCCAAAGAAGAUGGCAACCCCUUACGUCCCAGUUCCUAUGCCAAUAGGAAACUCUGCUUCCAGUUUUACAUCCAACAGAAACCAAAGGAGUUCUUCCUUUGGUAGUGUCUCCAGCUCAAACUCUUCCAAAGGCCAGCUAGAAGACUCGAAUAUGGGUAAUUUUAAGCAGACGAGUAUUCAGGAUCGGAUGGACAGUAGUACAUCAUCGGCCUGUGGCAGUCCCCUCAUUAGGACUAAAUUUACAGGUGCAGAUUCAGCCAUUGAAUAUUCUACUAGACCAAGAGACACUGAAGAUCAGCACCCUGACACAGUGAAUUGGGAAGAGAGGCCUUCUACGCCUACAAUUCUAGGCUACGAAGUCAUGGAAGAGCGAGCCAAAUUUACUGUAUAUAAAAUACUAGUAAAGAAAAGCCCAGAAGAAAGCUGGGUGGUUUUCAGAAGAUACACUGACUUCUCUCGGCUUAAUGACAAAUUAAAAGAGAUGUUUCCAGGCUUUCGAUUAGCACUCCCUCCAAAACGCUGGUUUAAAGAUAAUUACAACGCGGACUUUCUAGAAGAUAGACAAUUAGGAUUACAAGCCUUUCUUCAAAACUUAGUAGCUCACAAGGACAUUGCUAACUGCCUUGCAGUGAGAGAAUUUCUUUGUCUGGACGAUCCACCAGGUCCAUUUGAUAGCCUAGAAGAAAGCAGGGCGUUCUGUGAGACUCUGGAAGAGACUAACUACCAUCUGCAGAGGGAACUUCUGGAGAAGCAGAAAGAGGUGGAGUCGCUGAAGAAAUUACUCGGGGAGAAGCAGCUCCACAUAGAGGCGCUAGAGAACAGGAUGCGAGCAUUGUCCUUAGACCCCGAAGUGUCACUCUACAUGCCAGGAGCAGAAGGUGGACAGAUCCUAAGGGUGGAAUCCUCUGCACUUCAGGUCACCCGGGACAUCUUGGAUGAAGACUCUAGAGCUAAUACUAAGCCACACUUCCACUCGAGAGAAGCUAGAAGUGUGGUAGCAGAUGUAGAAGUUGCACAGUUGGCGUAUAAUGUUGAAGAUGACUAACACACUGGGACAGUCCCUUCCACUUCGGCAUCUCGGCAGAUUUGCAGCGGAGUGGCAGACACCACUCAAAAAGACUGAAACAGAAGAGAGCAAAAUGCGCGUGUAUAAAGUUUACAUAAAGUGUUUCUUAAGUUAUUAGAAUAAGAACUAUAUUCACUGCUGCUUUUAACUGUCUUUUAUCCAGCAUUGUAUUUACUAUACUGGGAAAAACAAAAAAAACAAAACAAAACAAAAAAAAAAACUAGUUAGACUUGUUAUCAGGGCCCAUAUUCUUAAAUACUUUACAUAAAUUAUUACAGUGUCUUGCCUGUAUAUUGCACCAAACUACUCUGUGUGUGUGUGUAUGUGUGUGUGUGUGCGCGCGCGUGCGUGCAUGUGUGCGUGCCUGUCUUAAAUCACCAGUUAUAUUAGGUGGAAACUAAUUGCAUGCUAGAAUCUGGAUAACAUUUGUAUCUCGUACAUGACAUAGGUUUAAAUCUGUGAACACCAUAAGGAAGAUAAAGAUGAAUCCAGUUUGAAACGUUGCUAUGUCUUAUCAUCUCUAAGUAAAAAUUGCUUAUUUGAAAGGUUAGUACUGUGUAAAAGAAGACGACUUUGUACAGCCAAAGAUAAUGUGUUGUGGAGAGCUAUAUAAUUAGAUAGGCAAAGCGAUAAAAUAGCCUUGAUUUAAGUGAUGGUUAAUUAAUGUCAAGAUACUGUAAGUGUCCUGAUUUAUUAAUAUCUUACACUUGGAUAUUUUCUGCAUAACCUUCAACUCAAUUCUCCACCCAUAGAUUCAAUGGGGAUUGCCUCGUUCAGAACACUACCUCUCUUCGCUAAUCAAGGCAUAUUCUUUUCAAAAUAUAUUACAGUUUUGAGGCAAGUGAGUUACAGGAAUAGAAAACAAAAUAAAUAACCGUAUAUACUGCAAAUUUCCCAAGUAGCUUGGCUCCUGGUGUUCCCUUUGUAUUUCUGUGUAUGUGAAGAUGUUGUUAUGCUGUAUUAUGGCUGAUUUUGUUUGUAAUGUAUUUAGCCAACUGAUGCACUUUAUGAUAAUUAAACUCUUUUGUGCCAAGUUCAA